GCAGGCAACGUCUGCGUUUGGGAGUGGAUCUGCACUUGGCCAACCGGCACAAAGUGCCUCUGCGUUCGGCCAGCCUGCUCAGAGCACAUCUGCAUUUGGACAGCCCGCUCAGAGCAUAUCUGCGUUCGGACAACCAGCGCGGAGUGCCUCUGCGUUCGGCCAGCCUGCCCAGAGCACAUUUGCAUUUGGACAGCCUGCUCAGAGCAUAUCUGCGUUCGGACAACCAGCGCGGAGUGCAUCGGCUUUCGACCACCCACAGACCACGUCCGCGUUCGGUCAACCUUUCCAAACUACGACCGCAUUCGGCCAACCUGCCCAAACUACGUCCGCAUCUGGCCAGCCAGCACAGCCAUCGUCAAUACCAUUCGGACAAGCAUCAACCACCACAACAUUCGCGUUCGGCCUAACAGCAUUCGCUCAAUCCUCUCUCAUCAAGCCAGCAACACGGUCCUUCAGCUCAGGCGCCUUCUCUGCGUUCACACGAAUUCUCAGCCUGUGUCAACUGCGGGUAGCAAAGCGGAAGCAAGCGGCGGGGGAGCGUUUUCGUCGUUCACAAAAUAGCCAUCUCCAUUUGGUCUCGCAGCUGCAUGCAUUGUGCCCGUCACAAGUGGGGGGUGCGACGUUCGUACAGACGUCACCGCCCGGGACGUCUUCUGCCUUCGGGACCAGCACGACGGCUACGCCUGGGCUCGACGUAACGUCGCCCUUCGUGGCACUCGCGCCCCGUCCUUCACCCUUGUUCGGCGCACCUGCUGCGGGGACCUCUGCCUUCAGCGCACCACAACCUGCUACGCCAGCAUUCGGGGUGCAGCCCGCAUCGACUUUCGGCGCGCCAGCAGGCAGCACGAGCGUGUUCGGCACGCCGGCCCCCGCCCAGUCUGCACUCGCCGCUUCGCAGAUACCGUGACUUUGAAGCGGUGGUACCAGUGGUAU
Laetiporus sulphureus 93-53 is the source of this 933-nucleotide messenger RNA. RefSeq lists its product as uncharacterized. NCBI's taxonomy places the organism in Eukaryota, Fungi, Basidiomycota, Agaricomycetes, Polyporales, Laetiporaceae. The record is from RefSeq and is a predicted model, not a curated record. The transcript has a single exon. The annotation marks the transcript as partial.